CGAUCGGCUCGGUCAGCGGCUUGUUGUCCUGCGGACACGCCCAGACUUCAUCGUUAUCCAGACUGAACUUUACACUUAUGAGCGUCCAGGUGAAUUCACACGCACGUAUAAACACAAAUGGAGACUCGGGACGCUUCCGGGAGCGAAGACUGUCCUUUCUGUCGGAUAGUUGACCGACAGACUGACACGGAAAUCCUGCUGAGCGAUGACGAGCUGCUCUGUUUCCGUGACACGAAGCCCGGUGCCACGCAUCAUUACCUUGUUGUUCCCAGGACGCACAUCGACAACUGCAAACGUCUCCAGGGGGACGACGUGUCUCUCGUGGAGCGGAUGGUAGAAAUGGGAUGGAGCGUACUGAAGAAGAACAAAGUUAGCGACCUGGAGGACGUCAGGAUGGGGUUUCACAUGCCUCCGUUCUCAUCUGUUCCCCACCUCCACCUCCACGCCCUGGCUCCAGCCAGUGAGAUGAGCUUCGCCUCGCUGCUACGAUACGGGCCGCAGACGCACUGGUUCAUCACAGUCGACAAAGUGCUUUCUCAGCUGAAGACUCGCGGCAGAGUGAAAUGAUGAGAUGCAAAGAGUCUAAAGUGUUGUUGUUUAUGUCAACUGGUCAUCCCUCUUUUUUGGAGUGCAAUUUUAAAUCGGUUCACUUACUGACUAGAACUUUUUAUGUUGAUGAGUUAUAAUGAUGUUUAUUCAUCCAUCCACUCCGGUCGAUGAUUUGUUGGGGAAAGGGCUUUGUUUCUGAAGUGACACUGGCAAUAAUUUAUUUUUCAAAUGGAUUUGUAGCCUUGUGAAAUAUAAUGUUGCGCAAUGAGAACAUGACUACAGCUUGUAGUUGUUUUAUUAUUUAUUCAAAUUCACAUAUAACACAUAUUGAUGUUUUUUUUUAAUCACACUUGUACAAUAUUGAUUCAAUGUUUAUUGGGUUGAUUAUGUAUAUAUAUUUUAAUUAAAUCUAAUUUAUCUAGCUCCCAA
Molecule: messenger RNA, 978 nt
Organism: Gasterosteus aculeatus aculeatus (three-spined stickleback)
Lineage: Eukaryota; Metazoa; Chordata; Actinopteri; Perciformes; Gasterosteidae
Product: adenosine 5'-monophosphoramidase HINT3
Molecular function (GO): catalytic activity
Source: RefSeq, a predicted model, not a curated record